UUCACGAAUUUCUUUACUUACGAGAGAUUUACAUCGUCAAGAGUGAAUUCUGUUUAAAACGCCGGUUAAAUCCUCAAAAGACGAAUUAAAUGCUCACCAGUCAGGGUGGAAUGUCCUUCUCAGGGGAGCAGGGACCGAUGGUUUCUCAGGAAUAAUGCAGUUGUAUGAGGAUCCCCAGUCAUGGGGAAAUGGCUCUCAGAGCAUGAGGAAGGUCAGGACUAAUCCGGAUUGUUUGUUUAUGAUCAUCGGUUGGUGGAUUUUAUACACAGUUUAUGACAAGUGCCUUCAUUUACUUCUUCGUCGUAUGCGUUAUGGAGUUAUAAAACGUAGAAGAAUAAUUGAUGCUCUUUGGUGCACCAGUUUUACGCUCCUGAGUGCACUCUACCUAAAAUUAUUCGUGCCUAAAUCUGUUGAUAGUGCUUGUAUUUUGCAAAAACCCAGAUACCUAGACCUGGGGGUGACAUUUCACAAGAGUUUUUAUGUGCACCGAGGGGGAGUGGAAAUUGUUUAUCAUGGGGGGUGGCUGAGAGGAUGGACUACCCUCAUUUUUUGUCUGAUAAUUCACAGUUCAUCACAGCUCAAAUGGUUUGAUAUUGUAAUAAACUUAUUAUUCGUCAAAGCCGCUUCGAUUUCGAUCCUCAACAUCGCCCGGAUCUUAUCAACAAUGAAAACAACAAAAGGAUCAGCUGCUGCUAAAAUAUUGUUGGGGAUUUAUUGGAUAAAUUUAGUUUACAUGCACACACUAGUCGUACCUGAUUUUACUCUCUGGAAUGCAAAGGGCCUUAAGAAUGACAUUCUGACUCUCAUCUGUAUGUGGCUGUGGCUUUCCCUUGAAUUUCUGAAUGAAGUGAGAGAUAUCAGAUUGGGAUAUUUAAACGUUGAUAAUUUUAUAAAUUCAUAUUUAUUCGUUCCACCGUCCCAAGCCUCCGUCCAACUGCGUGAAAUAUGUAAGAAGUUGAGGAAAUCCACGAAUGAGAAAAUACGAGAGGGCUUGGAAAGUAAAAAAAGUGUACAACUGUGGCAAACUUUAUCUUGUGCGAUGGUUCUGAAGAAGAAACUCAGGAGACUCCGGGCGACGGAGGGAAACCUCUCCCCCUCGGCCACGUCCUAACUGCCGUAAAAUUAUCAAUCUCAUCAUCGAAACAUCGAAAUAUUCACGAGAAAUUUAGUCGCACAUUUAAAAAUCCACUGGAAAGUUCGUCCUUAAUUUAUAAACGAAACAUAUGGGCGAUGCCCUGGCAGAAGCUUAUCCUCCUGUUUAAAUACUAACAAUACAUUUCGAUCAUUUUUGCCUCUAAAAAAUGUACGACAUUCUCCGACGAUAAUAUAAUUUUUUAACUAUCACCAUUAGCCGAAAUAAAUUAAUCAUCAAAAUUAAUUAAUAAA
Molecule: messenger RNA, 1386 nt
Organism: Diachasmimorpha longicaudata
Lineage: Eukaryota; Metazoa; Arthropoda; Insecta; Hymenoptera; Braconidae
Exons: 6
Coding region: 155-1111 (318 amino acids)
Source: RefSeq, a predicted model, not a curated record